Molecule: messenger RNA, 5162 nt
Organism: Passer domesticus (house sparrow)
Lineage: Eukaryota; Metazoa; Chordata; Aves; Passeriformes; Passeridae
Gene: GLS
Product: glutaminase
Exons: 13
Coding region: 1069-2109 (346 amino acids)
Biological process (GO): L-glutamine catabolic process
Molecular function (GO): glutaminase activity; protein binding
Source: RefSeq, a predicted model, not a curated record
CUCUCUGAGUGUUUUAGUAGAAUGUAGAAAAAAUGUCUUGUGCAGAUUAUAAGCUGUAUUUGAUUUUUGUCGGCAAUAUCUGAUGGCACUUUACUCAUUGGCAGGUAGACAAACUGAUAUUUUGGGAAUUGUAACCCUUCCAAAUGAAUGCAGUGUUAGAAUAGCAGUUUUUCUCAAGUAUCAGUGCAUCUGAAAAACUCUUUUUCCUUGAUGGUAUUAGAUUUGUUUCCUUCUUUAGCUGCACAACACUUGAUAUUCUCUUGAGAGUGUUGCCUUCUGUUUGUUAAUUGCUGAGGAAGUAUAUUUCUCAGGAAUAUACUUUGUAGCACUCAGAAGUACAUUUCUGAGUGUCUAAGUGCUCUUAAAGAGCAUAAAGUUACAAGAGUACUUCUGCAGUGCAGAAGAAAUGAAAGAUACUAUAAUUUGUACAGGAGCAAUGCUGCUAUAUCUGAAUGUCAGUCUUAUGUUGAUUUUGUGUGCUAUUAACAUCCUGAAUUAUGUUGAGCUUCUAUGGUACAUAGUUGCUGUUGGGAUGUAAGUGUGCUUUCAUAAACAAGAGUGUUUGAAAACAAAUAUUUAUUUUGCCAAGCACACCAGGUCGGAAUGACUUUACAUCUUUAUUCCAUGAUCUGAGACUUUUGGAAAGCUGUAUUUUAUUUUUUUUGUAGAACAGCUAUAUAAAUGUCUUGAAGUUCUUAAUGGUAUAAACUCUAUGUAGUGUUAAUGCUUGCCAGGUACUUGACUUGUAUUUUCUGCUGGUUUUAGUAGCCACAGGUACAAAAAUAUUUUUUUUUUCCUGCAUAGAGUUCUGGGGAAUGUGUCAGUUCCCUGGAGUUUUUGAUUAGUAAACUUGAUACUGUUACUUCAGAGGUCCAGAAGUCUUGUUUACAACCUGUUUCUUGGUUGCAUUUCCAAGUCCAUUAGCUACAGUGUGUUUCCUACCCCCUAUUUCCACAACGUUGAUUUUAAACUUACUUAGAUCAUGAUUUUCUGUUAUUUUAUAUUUAAAGAAGGUGUAAGAACUCCUGCUUAAAGACAUUUAUCUUUGAUAGCUGUAGGUGAAAGAAAAUGGCCUUAAGUAUGACAGCAUUAGGAUCUAUGGAAUAUUUUGACAACUGCAACAGUUCAAUGAAGUUGCAAGGAGCAAAUAAUGCAGAAAAAUUUGACUACGUGAUGCAGUUCAUGAAUAAAAUGGCUGGUAAUGAGUAUGUUGGAUUCAGUAAUGCUACGUUCCAGUCUGAAAGGGAGAGUGGAGAUAGAAACUUUGCAAUUGGCUAUUACUUGAAAGAAAAAAAGUGCUUUCCUGAAGGCACGGAUAUGGUUGCUAUACUAGACUUCUAUUUUCAGCUUUGCUCAAUAGAAGUAACAUGUGAGUCUGCAAGUGUGAUGGCAGCAACUCUGGCUAAUGGUGGCUUUUGCCCAAUCACUGGUGAGAGAGUCCUGAGCCCCGAGGCAGUCCGGAAUACCUUGAGUUUGAUGCAUUCCUGUGGCAUGUAUGACUUUUCAGGGCAGUUUGCCUUCCAUGUUGGUCUUCCUGCAAAGUCUGGAGUUGCUGGUGGGAUUCUUCUGGUUGUUCCUAAUGUCAUGGGCUUGAUGUGCUGGUCACCUCCUUUGGACAAGAUGGGCAACAGUGUUAAAGGAAUUCACUUUUGUCAUGAUCUGGUUUCUUUGUGCAAUUUCCAUAACUACGAUAAUUUGAGACACUUUGCAAAAAAGCUUGAUCCUCGCAGAGAAGGAGGUGAUCAGCGGGUGAAGUCUGUGAUAAAUCUGCUGUUUGCUGCCUACACAGGGGACGUGUCUGCACUCCGGAGGUUUGCUCUGUCAGGAAUGGACAUGGAGCAAAGAGACUACGACUCACGGACAGCCCUGCAUGUGGCAGCUGCAGAAGGACACGUGGAUGUUGUUAAGUUUCUGCUGGAAGCGUGCAAAGUGAAUCCUUUCCCCAAAGACAGGUGGAACAACACUCCUAUGGAUGAAGCUUUACAUUUUGGACACCAUGAUGUUUUUAAAAUUCUUCAGGAAUAUCAGACCCAAUACACGCCAUCAGAGGAUAACAACGAUGGGAAGGAGAACCGAACGGUUCACAAAAAUCUGGAUGGCUUGCUAUAAUCAUCUUCAGCUAGAUCCUAAGAAUCAAAUCACUUACCUAUUUAAUUGUGGUAUGCAUAAGUAAUGAAGAGCGUGUGUGUUUCUAUCUGAUAGUGGUAUAUAUUUUACAGAAGUCUCUGUUACUUCAGUGUUACGUUACAGGAGUUUCUAUACGCACAGGACAAAUCCAAUCUCUUCAAAAGAAACAAAACCAACUAAGAAUCUCCCUCCAUAAUGUGAGCAAUAUUACCUCAUGCUGCAUAUAAUUGAUGUAUAAAAAUAUUUAGCUGUUGUUGGCUUUACUGUGCACUACUUAAUUUAUUUUUGUGUUCUAUGUGAACUCUAGUCUGUGGUCAGGAACUUUUCUGCUGAAUUUUUGUUUCUUUAGCCCUCUGUUUCCAGUAUGGCCAGGAUGAGCCAGAGUACUGUCAGGUAUGAGCGUCAGUGAGGUCUUUUGAAAGCUGAGGAUGCUGAUGUAGAUUUAGGCUGGGUGUGUUAAGUAAGGAUCUGCACUUAUCUUUGGGAAAAAAAUAGAAAAAAAGAAUUCCACACAACCUUGUUUACAUAAUAUAAAUAUCACAGAGUGUAUAGGUGACACUUGUCAAUGAUCUAGGCUUGUUCUUAGAGAUAGUCUUGUCAGGGAAUGUGUUUUAAGGUUUGUUUGACCAAAUGGUGUAGGGGAGUGUGCCGUGUAGCUCCGGUGUGUAGUGGGAUUUUUGUCUUGGGAGCUUUUCUCCCAGUUCCCUUUGUCUUGCCUCCCUCCUCUCUCUCCAUGUUCAGCUGCUAAAGUACUUCCCUGUGGCCGGGGAACGCGGGUGCUUCCACUCCAUGCAGGUGUUCCUUGCAGGUGUAUUUGCACUACCCCUGGGGCUGACAGCUGCUGCUCCUUCCUCUGGCUGCACCAGGAGCCAGCCAGGGCAAUGGAAGUGCUGGAAAGGCAAAGAACCAAACCAAACACAGUCUGAGCUCGUUUGGGCUGUGGUGAGGAGCACGGAUGGAGUGAACAGCUUUAAGGAGCCUAGAGCCAAUCACAACAGGAGCAGAGCAGGAGAUAAGCCAGGUUUUGGGGUAUGUUCUCUUCUUGCACUGCCAUCAGCCAGGGAGCAGGAUAUUGCAUCACUGGGAUUCCCCUGGUGCAGGACAGGAGUUCAGCACCAGGAACACGAGUAAGUAAAUGCCUUUUGUGCUGAAUGGUGGCAUUCAUUGUCUUGCCACUGAAGCCAGCAUGGCACGUGCCCUGUCAUGGAAAAUGUAGGUGCAGGUAUUUGUAGUUCACAGAAGUCCAAUAUUGCCACAGCUCCCCGUCCCAUGUACAGUUGCUUGUGCCAGUAGUGUGGCACAAAACCUCAGAAGUGAGCAGUCACUUCAGAUACACACAACACACUACAGUUGUUGGAUGUAGGCAAGGAUUUUAGCACAAGAGUUUUAGGCAGGAAUCAUUUAGCACAUGGAAAAUGAGAUUGUGCUUGAGAAUUGUGUAUAUGGUGGUUUUUAUCCUAGCAUGUAGUGUACAAGUCAUUAGUAGAUCUCAGCGUUCAAAUUUUCUGUGUUUUGGCACCAAAAUCUCCUGAAAUAAUGCCCAAAUUCUUCCUAGAAUGCCCAAGCACUUUAUAAAGAUGAUGUGAACCACGUUACCCUCCUUUAGCAAUGAGUACACUAAGGCUUGGAGAGAAGUAACUUCUCCAGAGCGACCCAGCAGGUCAGUAUAGUUGAGAAUAAAUCCUUUCAAGAUCCUGUACAGUCUCUUGUCAAAAUGCCAUACUGCCUCCCUGCAGGGAGGACAAGCCACAUGGAAAAGUGCUUGGUACUCAUCACAAGCAGUGAUGUCUUCAUCAUGAAAGAGUCUGAAAGUCUAAAGCCCUCAAAUAGCAUCUCGAAGCUGGCUGGCAUGGUUAUCAAACACUUUUUCUUAUGAAUCCUCCUGUUCUUAAGCUGGUUUGGUUUGGUUUUUGUUUUGUUUUUUGUUCUUCUGAAGAUCAGCUAUUUUUCUGAAGGCUUUUAACCCAUUCUGUUCACAUCCUGUGUCAUGGCCACCGCCGUUGUAAACAAGAACUAAAUGAAAUGGCCUCUGGCUCUUUGUUGAGCCACAUCAGUCACUGGGUAGCACAAAGCAAAAGGUGUAUGAGCUCCAGUGUAAAGGAAUAUUUUCAGAUGGAUCCUAGUUUGAAAUUAUGGAUUUCAGUGCUAAUCUUCCCUAUUUUGCCCCUAUUGCAACACAUUCUGUAGCUUCUCAGAAAAAUACCUGAUUCAGCUUUGUUUAACUGACAUUGCAUUGUUCAAACUGGCAUUUUUAAAUAUAGGUAUAUUAUAUAGUACACAUGAUAUAAGCAAACCAAAACCAAAAGGAUUGUAACUGAGCUAACAGUGAAGAUCAUAGCUGUCCCUAAACUUAAUGCUUUCAUACCGAGUGCUUUUAGCCAGUCCUAGCUUCAGUGCAUUUUUGCUGGUUAGUUUUAGUAUUUUCUCAUUGUGAGGAGAAUGGAUUAUUUUGUAAUGUCCAAUUCAGCGAUGCAGCUACUUAGACAUGGCGUUAUUUAUAAAUAUAAAUAUAUGCAGUACAUUGGUUUGGCUGUUUAUCAUUCAUGACACUGACAUGUAGAUUUUACAGUAAAUAGCUUUUGGUUAUCUUCUCCAAUGCUGACUUCCUUCUGCUCCAAAGAAGAUUCCCCCCACUCCUUUUGUUUUUAUGUCAUGUAUGUUUCUUCUGUAUCACAACCUGAAUUGGUUCAGCUAACUUAAUGCUUUGUACUCAGAAAUAUUGUGGUAGUCUUAGCAUUAAUUAGCCUUUGUGAACAAACUGUAUUGUACCAGAUUUUUUUUUUGCUUCAGAGCUGGACUAUCCGUGACUAUACUUACUGGCAGUGUACUUCUGGUCAUUGUAACUGACUGGGCUGAUCUUGACUUUUAGAUUCUGUAUUGUGGGGACUAGACAGUGAUGAAUGUAUUUCUAGCAGUUUCCCAUGAAUGAAUCUAAACUUGAGCUGUACUGGUUCUGAAAAUGAAAGUUAUUUAUUUUAAGAAAUAAAAUCCAGAUAGUGUUGCUUUUUACAGCAUAAUAAAUGGAAAUAUCAAGA